Cottoperca gobio is the source of this 494-nucleotide messenger RNA. RefSeq names its product cytochrome c oxidase subunit 7B (gene cox7b). The coding region runs from base 120 to 362 and encodes 80 amino acids. Gene Ontology annotation, biological process: mitochondrial electron transport, cytochrome c to oxygen. The record is from RefSeq and is a predicted model, not a curated record. NCBI's taxonomy places the organism in Eukaryota, Metazoa, Chordata, Actinopteri, Perciformes, Bovichtidae. The transcript has 3 exons.
CAAUUUAGAUCGGCGGAUGCUCACACUGGCAAUCGUCAUUUCCGCUGUGUCUACGUGCGACCAUAUUACACUUCCGUUCUUCAAGGGUAUCUGAAGCUAAAGGCACCAGGCAAGACAACAUGUUUCGGUUUGCUAAAGCUGCAGUCAACCUCACUGGUCAGGCCACGAGGCAGGUGAGGCAUGGCUCCACCGCCCCAGACAACUUCCACCAAAAGUACGGCACCGGCCUGAUGGUCGGUGGUAUUGCCUUCUGCACGGCUGUGUGGUCAUACAUAAUUACUCAGUCUAACAUCACCUGGAAUCUGUCACCUAUGGGGAAGGUCAUGCCCAAAGCGUGGAGAGAGCCCGAAGAGGAGGAGUGAAGAGCCGCCAUGACAGAUCUGCACCCCACCUUAUAAUAAACCUUCUAUUUGUACAGAUGAAUAGCAGUGAAUUCCUGUGUUUAUUCCAACAUGUUACCUUUGUCCAAAUAAAUUAAGUUUGAUUCUACUGAU